Messenger RNA from Schizophyllum commune H4-8, 393 nucleotides. Its product is annotated as barwin-like endoglucanase. Bases 1 to 393 code for a protein of 130 amino acids. NCBI's taxonomy places the organism in Eukaryota, Fungi, Basidiomycota, Agaricomycetes, Agaricales, Schizophyllaceae. The record is from RefSeq and is a predicted model, not a curated record. The transcript has 4 exons.
AUGUUCUCCAAGGCCACCUUCGCCAUCUUUGCCCUCGCCCUCGUCGCAACCGCAGCACCAGCGACCGAAAUCGAAGGUCGCGCUGCGGAGAUCAGUGGUCGGGCUACCUACUACCUCCCCGAGAACAACUACGGCGCCUGCGGGACCAGGAUCAAGAACACGGACUACGCCGUUGCGCUCUCGAGCGACCAGUAUGGGGGCGGAUCGCACUGUGGCAAGAAGCUGAAGGCUAGUUCCCCUCCCCACCCAGACAACGGCCACUCCGUCACCGUCACCGUGCGCGACCUCUGCCCCGGCUGCGCAGCGAACAGCCUCGACCUCACGUCCUCGGCGUUCCAGCAACUCGCAGCGCUGAGCGUGGGGAAUAUCCCGGUCACUUGGAACUGGGUGUAG